This is a messenger RNA of Tupaia belangeri chinensis (Chinese tree shrew), 903 nucleotides long. RefSeq names its product phosphatidylinositol specific phospholipase C X domain containing 1 (gene PLCXD1). Gene Ontology annotation, molecular function: phosphoric diester hydrolase activity. Gene Ontology annotation, biological process: lipid metabolic process. The record is from RefSeq and is a predicted model, not a curated record. Lineage: Eukaryota; Metazoa; Chordata; Mammalia; Scandentia; Tupaiidae.
AGACCCCAGCACACUCGGCUGUGUCCUGCUCCCAGUCCUGUGUCCACACCUGAGGCCACGCAGAUCCCCGGGUUUCCCGUUGAGGGCUGGGACAGGUCCGCUCCCUGGGCCUCCUGCCGCCUCCUCGUCCCCUCCCCUGGGCAGUCGAGGCCCCGUCCAGCCAUCCAAUCGCAGCUGCCCGAGUGGGCGAGGACGUGCCCCGGCGGCUCCCCUCCGAGGGCUCUCGUCCUUAGGGACGCGGCCAGGCUGCCUGGGCGGCUGUACUCCGGCCGGGCUGCAGAGGUGCCUGCCACCGUGAUGGGCGGCCAGGCGAGCGCCCCCUGCCCCGGCUCCCCGCGCCCGGACUGCAGGAACCAGGACUGGAUGUCACAGCUGUGCCCGCGGCUCUGGGACGUGCCCCUGCACCAAUUGUCCAUCCCAGGGAGCCACGACACCAUGACCUACUGCCUGAACAGGAAGUCCCCCAUCGCCCAGGACCAGCCCCGGCUGCUGCAGCUGCUGGCCAAGGUCCUGCCCUGCGUGACGCGCCCUGUGGUGCUGAAAUGGUCCGUCACCCAGGGGCUGAACGUCACGGAGCAGCUGGACACGGGCGUGCGGUACCUGGACCUGCGGGUGGCCCACAUGCUGGAGGGAUCCGAGAAGAACCUGCACUUCGGACACGCUGACGGAGAUCUCGGAGUGGCUGGAGCAGCACCCGCGGGAGGUGGUCAUCCUGGCCUGCAGGAACUUCCAGGGCCUGACCGAGGACCUGCACGAGUACCUGGUGGCCUGCAUCAAGAACAUCUUCGGGGACAUGCUGUGCCCGCGCGGGGCGGGCUGUUCGUGGCGGGCAUCAACCUCACGGAGAACCUGCAGUACGUGCUGGCCCACCCGUCCCAGUCGCUGCGGACGCUGACGCUGCCC